AUGGGACGGACGUCUUUUGAGAGCCAACCUCAACUAGAGUCGAUUCAACUCGACACGACCACGCCUGGGGAUUCCUCCUCUCUCUCCCCAGAUGUCCCCUCGGAACACGAACAUGAAGGAGUCUCGCUUCCUCCCGUCGACACGGGUAAAGACGCGAUGCUGUUCUUGACGGCUUGCUUCAUCAUCGAGUGUCUUGUCUGGGGUUUCCCCUUUGCCUUUGGUAUUUUCCAAAACUACUACAGCACUCAUGAACCGUUCAAAGGCUCUUCUAGUAUUGCCGCAAUCGGUACAACUGCAAUGGGAACCAUGUACCUGUCCGCCCCCUUUGUUUUCCCUCUCAUGAGGCUCUAUCCCAAGCAAAACCGAUAUGGUCCCCUUGCUGGGCUCCUCAUCAUGUGUGCUGCUCUUGCAUUGAGCUCUUUCGCACAAACUGUCUGGCACCUGAUCCUGACCCAGGGUGUUCUCUUCGCCAUCGGCGGCUCGAUCUGCUACGGUCCCUGCAUUCUUUACAUGGACGAGUGGUUCGUGAAAAGGAAAGGAAUUGCAUUUGGAACAAUGUGGGCCGGCACAGGCCUUGGUGGAUUUGCAAUUCCAUUGUUGCUCGAGUUCUUGCUGGGACGAUACGGACUACGGACGACACUUCGCAUCUGGGCCGUUGCCCUCUUUGUACUGACGAUACCUGUGGUGUACUUUAUCAAGCCCCGACUCCCAGUCUCUGUCAAGUCGAACUACAAGCCAUUCAAGCUAGGCUUUUUGCUUGACCGCUCGUUCUUGAUGUAUCAAGCAGCAAAUAUUGUCGAAGCCCUGGGAUUCUUCAUGCCUGGCCUCUACCUGCCGUCGUACGCCAGCUCGAUCCUCGGCUCUGAGGCAUUCCCCGCCGCGUUGACUAUCCUAGCCGUCAACGUGGCUUCUGUGUUUGGGUGCAUCGCCAUGGGGGUCUUUGUUGAUCGAUUUCACCCUACUACGUGCAUCAUGAUUUCGACCGUGGGUACGGUUAUCGGGACAUUCUUGCUGUGGGGAUUUGCGACCAACAUGGCCGUCCUGUACGUCUUUUGCGUCAUAUACGGCUUCUUCGCCGGAUCUUAUACGUCCACUUGGACUGGUGUUAUCAAGCAGGUUACAUCCAAGCCGAGCCAGACAGGCACUGCGAAUGCAGGAUCUGCUUUUGACCCAGUCAUGAUCUUUGGAUAUCUCGCAGCCGGCCGAGGCAUUGGCAAUGUUGUAUCAGGACCUUUGAGCGAGGCCUUGGUCAAGGGCAUGGCGUGGCAGGGACAGGCUGCCGGCGGCUAUGGAAGUGGUUAUGGUCCGGUCAUUGCUUUUACAGGAGCCACGGCCGUGAUUGGGGGCACGUCUUUCUUGUGGAAGCGCAUCGGAUGGAUGUGA
This is a messenger RNA of Trichoderma harzianum CBS 226.95, 1383 nucleotides long. RefSeq lists its product as hypothetical. The transcript is spliced from 3 exons. Gene Ontology annotation, biological process: transmembrane transport. Gene Ontology annotation, cellular component: fungal-type vacuole membrane. Bases 1 to 1383 code for a protein of 460 amino acids. Gene Ontology annotation, molecular function: transmembrane transporter activity. Lineage: Eukaryota; Fungi; Ascomycota; Sordariomycetes; Hypocreales; Hypocreaceae. The record is from RefSeq and is a predicted model, not a curated record.